AUGAAGCCGUACGCUCCAGCUUUCCUUCUCCUUUGGACUGCUGUCGGGAUAGCAAGGGCUGCCAAAAUCGUUGUUGUGCCGCCAAUUAUGUUUGAAAGCCAUCUUUAUAUUUUCAAGACUCUGGCCUCAGCCUUGCAUGACCAAGGUCACCAGACAGUGUUUCUCCUCUCUGAGGGCAGAGAGAUUCCUCCAUCUAACCACUAUAGACUUCAGCGCUACCCAGGGAUCUUUAACAGCAGCACCUCGGAUGAUUUUCUCCAGUCCAAGAUGAGGAGUAUUUUCUCUGGGAGACUGACAGCCCUCGAACUGUUUGAUAUCCUGGACCACUAUUCCAAGAACUGCGAUAUGAUCGUCGGCAACCAAAACCUCAUGCGUGUCCUGAAACAGGAAAAAUUUGACCUGCUCCUUGUAGAUCCCAAUGAGAUGUGUGGAUUUGUUAUAGCUCAUCUUUUAGGGGUUAAAUAUGCUGUCUUUUCCACUGGCCUCUGGUAUCCUGCAGAAGUGGGUGCUCCAGCUCCUCUGUCUUACGUUCCAGAGUUUAACUCGCUGCUCACGGAUCACAUGAACCUGUUGGAGAGGAUUAAAAAUACUGCUGUGUAUCUCAUCUCAAGGUUCGGAGUCAGUUUUUUGGUUCUGCCAAAAUAUGAAAGGAUAAUGCAGAAACACAAGAUUCUGCCUGAACGGUCCAUGUAUGACUUGGUUCAUGGAUCCAGCCUGUGGAUGCUUUGUACUGAUGUGGCGCUGGAGUUUCCGAGACCUACGCUGCCCAACGUUGUUUAUGUGGGAGGAAUCCUCACCAAACCGGCCAGCCCUCUGCCAGAAAAGGUGGAACAGUUCAGUGUAAUGUUUAAUAUAACCAGACUGGCAGUGACCUUGAAAUAG
This is a messenger RNA of Apaloderma vittatum (bar-tailed trogon), 882 nucleotides long. Its product is annotated as 2-hydroxyacylsphingosine 1-beta-galactosyltransferase-like. Gene Ontology annotation, molecular function: UDP-glycosyltransferase activity. NCBI's taxonomy places the organism in Eukaryota, Metazoa, Chordata, Aves, Trogoniformes, Trogonidae. The record is from RefSeq and is a predicted model, not a curated record. The transcript is spliced from 2 exons. Bases 1 to 882 code for a protein of 293 amino acids.